AACGAAUUGAGAUAUAAAACCGAUCUGGAUUACCUCCAAGGGUUGCUGGAAAAUCAUCAACUGGAUGCGGCAAUGAGGGAACAGAUCGGCAACUGCAUCCUCUUCGUGAAAUCGCGAUCCAUGUACUGGGCUAUACAAGAUGCAUUAGCAGAAAACAAUCAAGCAGACCAAGAUUUGUUAGAACGGACAGUGGGCUCAGGAACUAGUUUUGACGCUGUUACCGUAGCAAGCCAUGCUUCUGGUCAAACUUUUGCCAUGGAUUUUGAGAGUGCUGAAAGCAAAAUAGACGCAAUUUCUCCUGUAUCUGCACGACAAAAGGUUUCUUCGUUCAGGGAGAGAAUAAGGGAGAUAAAUAUGAGGGCAUCCAUGCGAUCCAUUUCAUCCAAGCCCAGCAAAGCAAGCAGCUUCAAGGAGACUGUUGACCUGUCUACAGAUGACAAACAAGUGCCUGAGCAAGUGCCUAAGCUACAUCUCAGCUCAGGCAUUCUCUCAGCAGCUGUCGCAAAAGACAAACUACAGAAAUCAAACAGACCAACUAGCGCAAGAGUUAACUUCUCCGCUCCCCAGUAUCAGCGAUUUAUCCGACCUCAAACUGCUCGGGCCAGAAUGCAGAAGAAUGAAAGUGGAGGAGCAGCCGGGAAGCUUUCUUUGUCUUCGGUCCGCCCUUUGUCGGCAAGAACCUCUUGCGCCUACAGCCAUAGAAGCUCGUUGCUGAGCGGAGCAAUGACUCCGAACGUGGAGGUUUUGAUGUUCCGAGAAUCGCUCAGGCCAAUCCUCUCUAAUUUGAUGAGGCAGAGGUCCGAUCAGCAGCAUCGAGCAGACUUGUUUCCUACUAGCAGAGCAUCUCUCACGCCCUCGGGUAAAUUCCGAUUUGUAAGCAAGUAUUCAUAAAGAAUGGAAUCUUG
Molecule: messenger RNA, 905 nt
Organism: Guillardia theta CCMP2712
Lineage: Eukaryota; Cryptophyceae; Pyrenomonadales; Geminigeraceae
Exons: 10
Coding region: 73-891 (272 amino acids)
Source: RefSeq, a predicted model, not a curated record